CUUCCUUUCGUCUUGUAACAACCAUGGAGGAAACCUCAACCCCUUCCCCAGCUCCAGCUCCAGCUCCAGCUCCGGCUCCGGCUACAGCUUCAUGUUGGAGCAGCGUAGUGAAAUCCCAAGCAGCACCUAAGCCCCAAAAUCCUACCCCUGAGGCCACUGUCGGCGUCUUCGCUCAAACCUGCAACUCUACCAAAGGCAUUGCGGUGGCUGUAGUCGACGCCAACGCCAUCAUCCAAGGCGGAGAGAAGCUUUCCCAAUGUGCCGACAAGUUCGUUUCCGUUCCGGAGGUCAUGGACGAGGUCCGCGACCCCGUCUCCCGCCACCGACUCUCUGUAGUCCCAUUCUCCGUCCAGUCCUUGGAACCUACCCCCGAAUCUCUCAGCAGAGUGAUUAAGUUUGCGAGAGCGACCGGAGAUUUACAGACAUUAUCAGAUGUGGAUAUCAAGCUCAUUGCCCUGACUUAUACUUUGGAGGCUCAAAUUCAUGGUACAAGUCAUCUUAGGGAAUGUCCUCCAGCUAUUCAUACUGUUAAUGUGAAGAGAUUGCCUGAGAAGGAAUUGCCUGGUUGGGGUUCCAAUGUCCCCAAUUUGGAAGAAUGGGAAGCUUUGGAACACCAAGGCGAAGAUAUAUCGAAUGACAAUUCAAGAAUCCUGCCCUUGAAAGAUUUGAACUUGAAUGUGAUUUCUGAUACUGGUUCUGAGCAUCAGCAGGAGGAUGAUGAAGAAACUGAUGGGAGACCAAAAAGAUUAUAUCCUCCUAAGAAAAAGGAGAUAAACAUUGAAGGGAAAAAGAUGGUGGUUGAUGGAAUAGAUGCGUCUCAGGGAGAGUUUGGCGAAGAUGCUGGUGACUGGAUGCCUGCUGUCAGUCGAAGCACUCAUAGAAGAUUUCUGAGAAGAAAAGCUAGAUGGGAGCAUUAUGAAGCAUUAUCUGAAAAAGAUAAGAUUUCUGAAAAGAAUGAGAUAAUUGGAGAGAACAAUGGUGGCCAAGAGAAUGGUGUAAAAGAGGGGGAGAAUGGUGAUAAAGAGGGUGACAUACAAGAGGGACAGAAUGAUGAAGAAAGCCUCUCUACAAUCCUGGACCAGAUGAGGUUGGAAGGAGAUUCAGCAAAUGCACUUCAAGAUGGGAACGAAAGCGCUGAAAGAGAUAGUGAAGAGCUUGACCAUUUAGAGCUCUCAAGUGAGAUCAGUGAUAGUGUUGAUGCCUCAAAUGCUGGGGAUGGUGAUAGCAGUGAGCAGAGCUGGACACUCAGAUCCUUGUCCGAGUCCAGUGUUGCUUGUAUAACUAGUGACUUUGCUAUGCAAAAUGUUAUUCUGCAGAUGGGUUUACGCUUGCUGGCACCAGGUGGAAUGCAAAUCCGCCAGCUUCAAAGGUGGGUUUUAAGGUGUCAUGCCUGCUAUACAGUGACUGCUGAGAUAGGGAGAAUUUUCUGUCCCAAGUGUGGAAAUGGUGGCACUUUACGCAAAGUAGCUGUUACAGUUGGUGAGAAUGGAAUUGUUUUGGCAGCUCGACGUCCUCGUAUUAUACUGCGUGGCACGAAAUUCUCACUGCCAUUACCUCAAGGUGGAAGGGACGCUGUUACUAAGAACCUCAUCUUGCGUGAAGAUCAACUACCCCAUAAGAUGCUAUAUCCAAAGGCAAAGAAGAAAGCAGCAGCUAAAGAGGGAGAUGACCUCUUCAUCUCAAGCGACAUCUUCAGCCAACACCAUAGUGAUAAAAGAGCUCCUUUUCAGCCUCCAGUGAGGAAGGCAUUAGCUGCUUUCAGUGGCAAGAGAAACCCUAAUGAUAAUCAUUACUCUCGUUCCAAGCACUAGUAAAUAAUGGGAUUUGGCUCAUCUUCAUAAAUUUUUAUAUUCCUUAAAUUGUUUUGAUAUUUGAAAGUCAUGUUGCCAAGAAGUGGUCAAAUUUUGUUGAGUGCAUUCUAAUUCUCCCUUUUAUAAUAUUAUUUAUACUUUUGUCUA
Messenger RNA from Humulus lupulus (European hop), 1958 nucleotides. RefSeq names its product RNA-binding NOB1-like protein. The record is from RefSeq and is a predicted model, not a curated record. The transcript has 5 exons. Bases 24 to 1811 code for a protein of 595 amino acids. Gene Ontology annotation, molecular function: RNA endonuclease activity. Lineage: Eukaryota; Viridiplantae; Streptophyta; Magnoliopsida; Rosales; Cannabaceae. Gene Ontology annotation, biological process: maturation of SSU-rRNA; ribosomal small subunit biogenesis. Gene Ontology annotation, cellular component: preribosome, small subunit precursor.